AUGUAUGCUUUUUCGGAUUGUCCCCUGGAAAAAACUCAGCUGAAGGCUGAGCAGGAGCUGAAACUAUACUGUCUUCGUAAGAGGUGCACUUGGGCUCAGGGCUGUGCCAGUCAUAAGACUUUUAGCACUUCCUGCACCUGGAGAGGAUGCCUUUGUCUAGGUCGCACAAAGAGAGAUGCUGAAAUCCAGGAGCAUGAAGAGAUUCUGUCUCCAGAUUUUCUUUCAGUUGCCCAAAUCACAGAACUGCUAGCAGAGGACAUAGAUGGAGUUCAAAAGAAAUUGGCCAUGUUUUUGAAUUUUGAAAAUCUUAAAACCUGUUUAAAAGAAGCCAUUCUACUAGAUUAUUAUGUAUCUGGAUUUUUGUGGGCCAGAGGCAUGGACUUUUCUAUUAUUCAGUAUUCAAAAUUUAUGACUUUACUAGAUAUGUUGCUUCAUAAUCUGAGAACAUUGCAUAUGUCCUUAGAAGACAGCUUAAAAUGGCUUGGAGAAGUUAUGGCUGAAAUAGGACCAUCCCAUUUGCAGAAAAAUGAGAAGUGGAAUAUCUUUGAUGUAAAACAAGCCAAUGCUGUCAUUGAUUACUUAAAAAUCAGCUUAUUUCAACACUACAAGCUAUAUGAAUUUCUGUUCUACUCUACCAGGGAAGAAAUUGUGAUAGGAACUGAGCAAAUGAUAGAAGUUGUCAAGCCUUCAGGUGGCUUUUUCCCCAACCCUCUAGAAGAAGGAAUCUCAUUUGAUAUUUACUCAAUGUUCAUAGAGCCACCCCCAACAUUGGAUACAGAAAUGAAGGGAUUGGAUCAAGAACAAGGCCCUGUGGAGCCCCAGCCAGAAGCCAGCACUUCAGACACGGAUGCUUUGGUUGGUUUCACUAUUGAAGAUGUGAAAUCAGUGCUGGCUCAAGUCACAGAUGACAUUUUAAUCGGCAUUCAGACCGAGAUAAACGAAAAGCUGCAAAUACAGGAAGAGGCCUUUAAUGCACGAAUAGAAAAAUUGAAAAAGGCCUGAGGACUCGGUACAAAGAGAGCAAUGCUAAACUUCACAGAAACAAACAAAACCAGUCAGAAUAAUACACUCUCUAGAGCAUCGUAUCUCCUAUAUUUAGUGGAGAGAGAAAA
Messenger RNA from Pteronotus mesoamericanus, 1112 nucleotides. It is a transcript of the gene CABCOCO1, whose product is annotated as ciliary associated calcium binding coiled-coil 1. NCBI's taxonomy places the organism in Eukaryota, Metazoa, Chordata, Mammalia, Chiroptera, Mormoopidae. The transcript is spliced from 8 exons. The record is from RefSeq and is a predicted model, not a curated record. Bases 1 to 1002 code for a protein of 333 amino acids.